Homarus americanus (American lobster) is the source of this 1984-nucleotide messenger RNA. RefSeq lists its product as uncharacterized. Gene Ontology annotation, molecular function: flavin adenine dinucleotide binding; sarcosine oxidase activity. The transcript is spliced from 7 exons. The record is from RefSeq and is a predicted model, not a curated record. Lineage: Eukaryota; Metazoa; Arthropoda; Malacostraca; Decapoda; Nephropidae. The coding region runs from base 505 to 1269 and encodes 254 amino acids.
UAAACCAUAUCAUUUAUAUUGACUCUUUACAGCCAAUGGACCAAUGUUUACUCUUUAUUUUAAUGUUUACUGAUAGUAAUUACGUCUUGGAACUUGUUAAAUAUAUUAACAUCGCCUUAAGAAAACUGUGACGUGAGUUCUUCAGACAUCUAUAAGUGAAAACACAGUGCGGUGCUAAGGAGUUGCGGUGUGGUGAGGAGCUUGCUGAGGGAGCUGGUUGGUGAGGAGCUUGUUUGGAGGUCUUGCUGGUUCAGGAGAAUAGAGUAAAAUGAGUUCCGCAGCCAGGCCUACUCUAUUUAUACGGCUGCUCAGGAUCAGAGACACGAGGUGUGAACUGUGCGGGGCCAAUCACCGUGCAGUACGCGAGACAGAGCUGGUACGCUGAUCCUGGCUGGGAAGUGGAAGGUCAAGACUCGGUCACCGAUAGUACUCCUCCGUCUGCACCUGAGAACUAGUCUGUCGACGUUGCUCGCUGAAAGCUGAUUGGCUGGAAAUAUUGAAAUAAUGUCUGCUCCCGAGGAAAAGAUCUAUGACUUAAUUGUGGUUGGUGCUGGCAUGAUUGGGUCAGCUGCUGCCCACCAUGCUUCUCAGAUCCCCAAUACAACUGUCUGCUUAGUAGGACCCCCAGAGCCUAAGGUUCGUAAAGGGCAAGACAUUUUUGGCUGCUGGUUUGAUGAGGGCAGGCUCUGUUAUCAGAUUAAUAGAAACAAAAUCUGGUGCAAUCUUGGAGCUAAGUCUCUCGCAAGAUUCAGGGACUUAGAGAAAUUGACAGGGGUGAAAUUCUACACAGAAUCAGGCUAUGCUUAUGUAACCUUGGACAAGAGCACUCUUGAAAACUUAAUGGAAGUAAAUCAGAAAUGUGGAUUUGAGGCUCAAGAUAUUACAAACUCGUGGAAGAAUAUCUUUCCAUUUUUACACUUGCCUGAUAAUGCAAGUGUUGUCUGGCAAAGUGUGAAUGGUGGCCACAUUAUUCCACGAAAGCUGGUGACUGCCCAUCAGACUGCCGCUCAGAUGUGUGAUGCCCAGAUUUUACACAAAAUCGUGUCCACUGUUCUGCCAUCAAAAUGUGAUACACACAAAUGGGACGUAGUGACAGAGUGCGGCAGUGUACUUCAAGGCCACCGGGUCUUGGUAGCUGCUGGUGGCUUUGCUGCUCUCAAGCCAUUAUUUCACCAUGUUGCCCCACAAAUGGUCCCCGAUCUUGAACUGAGGACCCAGACUAUUUCAUAUCUAUGCAUCAGUGCAGAAGAAGCUCAAAGACUAAAGUAAGAAACUGGUGGAGUGGUUUUAUGUUAGGCCAACAGUCCAUUGGUCACAGGUUUGAAUCUCCAUUGAGAAGAUGGUGUGUGUUUGAUAUCUGAUGUAAGAUAGUGCUGCUGUAGUGCUGUGGUGUGAUCAUAUCCAUAGUGACUUGUCUCAAAAAUUCAUACGGGUUGGCCCUCUCUUAUCCGGGACUCCAUUAAUUGGUAACUUCCAGUUAUUGGCAUAAUUAUCAAAAACGAAUUAUUGUAUCCAUAAAAUCUCCUAAUAUAUAGCUCAUUCAACUGCCAUGCAGUUAUCCAGUUGCCCCAGACUCAAUUCUACUAUUAUUUUCUGACAUCCAUGCAAUUAUCACAAUGAUCUUGAAGCUAAAAAAUAAUUAUACACGAUCAAAAUAAUAAUAAACUUUUCAAACUUUAUGUAAAGACACCCAGAUGGGUGACAUCUUACAGCUGCAGCACGAUGCUGCCAGACAUGGUAACAGUACCUGCAUUGUACUGCAGAUAGACAGUUAUUGAUUUAUCAUUUCUACCACUUGUCAGCAAACUAGAUGUUUGGCCAGUUGUCUUGUUCCUUGUAAUGACUCUCAUUGCCUAGUGUUAGUAUAGGAGGAACCAGAGUACCCGGAGAAAACCUGGGAUACUGUAUUUGGUUAGGUCAGCCACACUUUUACUUUUAUCCUCUUCGCCACUGAUCGGCUUGUUAGCCGCUUGGGCAAUCGGUC